AUGAAUUAUUAUUUGAAGGUUGAAAUGAGAAUUAAAACAGCAUCUAUGGGAAAACCAGAUGGCGGGAAAAGACUUGUCAAAGACAAUAAGAAAAAAAUAAUUUUAUUUCCAACGACAUUUACUUUCAUUACAAAAAUUAAGUUCAAGACUCUUUUUCAACUUCCAAGAACACUUUUAAACUUAAAGAUAUCAAACGCGUACUUGACAUUAGGUCACCGUUAA
Molecule: messenger RNA, 222 nt
Organism: Clunio marinus
Lineage: Eukaryota; Metazoa; Arthropoda; Insecta; Diptera; Chironomidae
Source: the annotation of a GenBank genome assembly